Tarenaya hassleriana is the source of this 1538-nucleotide messenger RNA. RefSeq lists its product as uncharacterized. NCBI's taxonomy places the organism in Eukaryota, Viridiplantae, Streptophyta, Magnoliopsida, Brassicales, Cleomaceae. The record is from RefSeq and is a predicted model, not a curated record. The transcript has a single exon. The coding region runs from base 248 to 1138 and encodes 296 amino acids.
AAAAUACUGUUAACAUAUUUUCUUCGAUUUCAAAGUUUUUUUUUUUUACCACAAGGAUUUUCCCAUAUGUAAGCCAAACGGGCUGUUAAAUCGUAAAUGAUCGUAUUAUUCCUUCCCACGUGUUAGUAAUCGACACGUGUCGAGAUCGCAGUGCCUCGUCUCCUAUAUAUCCCUGAACACAUGUGGAGUGUUUUCUCAUGCCGAUGAAAGCUUCUUCUGAACUCUUUAGAGAGAGAAAGAGAGAGAAAUGGACGGCAGAGGGGGCUGUUGCAUUGCCAGAUACUCUGGUGCUGGACCGUACGAUCUCUCCAAAGUGGAUCGCGUCAUGCUCCGAUUCCGUCCAAUCGCUCCGAAACCGGCCACCGACGGUGGCGGAGGUCGCUCGCCGGGGGACGAAAAAUACAGCUGCAACGCAGAGAGCGGUGGUUCCGACGUUAGCUACAGAACAGGUAGAGGAAAGAGAAAGUCCCUGAAGGAGAAUAACGGUUACACCAGGAGGUGCAACCGGAGGAAGAGAUCGGAAAAAUCCCGCGCGGCCACGGCUGUGACGCUGUCCCUGUUACCGGAGACGCCGGACGGGAUGAUAUUUCCAGAUCUGAAGGUAUCUCCGGCAGAUCAGAAGCCGCAGGGACCGUUCUGGCUGAGUUUCAGCGGCGGAAACACGGCGGUGCCGUAUCCGUCGCCGUACCACACGGCAGAGAUGAUGCCUCAGAGGAUGGUGGUUUCUUCGUGCGUGACGGUGGAGCGCGUGACGGACGCUUGGAUCGACGGUUACGGAAUAGGUAGGAUAGACGGGGAGAGGAAGAUGAAUCUGGAGAGGGACACGUGUCCAGGAUUCAUAUCGGACGGUAUCGGGAGAGUGACGUGGACAAACGACGCGUACAAGAGAAUGGCGAGAGAGAAUAUUCCGGUGGAGGGAGGUGCACCGGAGAAUAACAGAGACAUGAGUAUGAUCGUACGGUUGGUGAUGAAGGAGAGGCCGAUGCUAAUGUACACAGCGUUCACAUGCAGAGUGAGAGUGCAGUACACGUGUCAAAACCGUGAAGGCAGCCCCGUCAUAGUUCCGUGCGACGUAUGGAGAAUGGACGGUGGUGGUUUCGCCUGGAGGCUCGACGUUAAGGCCGCUCUUAGCCUGUAACCACCGUGGAAUGUACGGACCAGAACUUACGUGUUCCGUACGUAUGAAUUACGAUAAAACCAUAAGAAUAGUAAGCUUGCAAACCCAAUCUAAUUGUUAAUGUAUAUUAGCUCCCGAUGAAAUGGCUCUCUCUCUUUUCAUUUUUAUUUUUGGUUUGUAGCAAUGCUGCCAAAUGCUAAUUAAUCUCUAAUUCAAUGUAUGGGAGAUUUGUAAGUAUCAACGCUUUGGAACUUUAUAUAUACGUGUGUGUGUAUAUAUAUAUAUAUAUAUAUGUGUGUGUGUGUGUGUGUGUGUGUGUUGUAGGUGACUGGUCCAAUCUGUGAUUAGGUUUGGGAAAAGAAGUGUUGUACUACACAUGCAUCAUGAAUGUAUAUAUCAAUGUGUUAUGGUUUAGGUACAA